Messenger RNA from Seminavis robusta, 2168 nucleotides. Lineage: Eukaryota; Bacillariophyta; Bacillariophyceae; Naviculales; Naviculaceae. The record is from the annotation of a GenBank genome assembly.
UUCCGAAACAACCCCAACGAUGGCAAGGGCGAAAAUUGCAACUCAACCGAUGCCUUGUUAUCGAAAGUAUUGCAUGAAUUAGGAGCUUCGGGAGUGGAAACGGAUCCACAAGACUCGACAAAGAUCUAUUCUUGUAGACGAUAGUCUGCAGCGUACAGUGGCGUUUGAAAAUAAAAAGUGUCUUUCGCAACAAUGCUAAUGCAAUCUCGGAGAGUAUUUGCAUGUCCCUCACCUGGGCAUUCAUUCCAAAAGGAGGCGACCAAAGCCGCUGCCUUGAUUGAUUCCAGGCAGACCACCGCUGGAGCCAGUUCGUAAGAAAGACAAUGGGUGACCACACCAAGAAGAAGAAGAAAGACAAGAAGACCAAAGGGGACAAAGAUGCGGCGAAGACUGCGGGCGGAGGAAUGUUUGCAACAUUUGUAAAGACCAAGGAAAAGACCAAGAAUAAGGACAAGAAGAAAGACAAGAAGAAGAAAAAGAAGAGUGACAAGAAGGACGAGAAACAAGGAAUCAAAUGGGAGUCGCCCGAACAUUCGUCCAAAGUGGGGGGCAAGAAGAAAAAGAAAGUCAGGCUUGUUACGGAUGAGAAACACAUCAGGGAAGAAGAGAAGCAGAAAAUGCCUCGAGUUCAGCAGCCAAUGUCUCGAGUUCAGCAGCUACGAGAGCAAGAAGAUCAAGCGAGCCUCGAACCGCAGGUAGACCAAGCCAGCCUCGCACCACACGUGGAGCGAGAAAACUUUGUAGAACAGGAACAAAGGGAGAUCGACAACAUUGAACGCCACAGACAAGAGCAUGAAGCGGAGGAGUCUGUUGCUCAAGACAGCAUUGAGCUACAUCGAGAAGUGUUCGAAGAGGCUCAGAGCCUGAAGCUUCACGAAUGGUACGAAGAGGAGAGCUUGGCAGCUGACCUGGAAAGCCUCAAGCGCAAGCCCUGGUAUCAACAGAUGAAAGAACGAGAGGAAAACGCGAUGGUACAAGCAUGCUACAACGCGGUAGGGAUUGCACCAUCGCCCAUGGCAUUCCAAGAAAUUGAAGAAGAGGAGGACGACGAGGACGACGAAGAGGACGAGGAGGACGAUGUGACCGACCUCGCCGAUGCCAACGAAUAUAAUCACCAGCACCAGGAGCAGAGACCCUAUUUGCAAGUGGGCGAGGAGAACGCUUCCAAUGACGUGACGGAAGGCGAUGACACUGCUGAGCGUACGGCAAGCACUUCCAGCAGUAGCAGCAGUGAUGAAGACUCGGUAGAUGCGGCAAACGAAGCCUACCAAUUUGCUCUAGGUCGUCAGGACGGAAUGCGUCUCGACUUUAGCAGAUUCGAUGCUCCCAGACCCAUACCGUUGGAGGACGAUCGUGAGCGGUUGGAAUAUGCCCGUCGCAGUGUGGAGCGCAUGAUGAAGAUCGAGGAACUUCGCAAAAGUCGUGAAGAACUCAGAUCCAAAUUGGAAGAAAAACGGCGACGUCGCAAAGAGCGCUAUGAGCGCAUUCAGAAUGGCGAGCUGACGCCAAAGUCACUGAAACGACAUCAUGGCACACUGAAGGAAGACGUUUCCCUUUUGUCUUAUCCCGAAACAUUUCUUGUGGACUUGACCAACAUCAACGACAACUAUCGACACAACGGCUAUGCUCAACACCGAGUGAAGGAGAGGGAGCAAGAACCGCAAUACCACUUUAGCCAUGGCGACCACCUCCUGUCGUUCAAGGUUCAAAGUUUCCAGGAAGAGAUUCCUGUGAUUGUCGACUUGUCCAACCAACGCAAGCCGCAACAGAUUCUAGAUUUGACGAAUAUCGAAGAACCACCGCUCCAAGUCCACGACCCAUUUACCCAUCACUUGGUGCCACCUCUUCCACCCAACCACAGAAUAGGUUAUUUGCGACGAGAUCGGGAAGAAAAGCUACAUGAAAUGACGCAAAAGUACCAGGAGGUGAUCCACAAGAAGAUCUCCCCAAAGGAAAGACGCGACGAAGCCUUGACAACCUAUCAACGGUUGAUGGAACGAGUCACUCGCAAUGUUCGUAAGAAUGUUUGCGUGUAGCUCUAGCUAGCAAUAAACGGAAAGGGCCCGAUUCUAGUGUUGGCAGGAACAUGUACAGUACUUUUCCGUUCCAAACAAACAACAGUUCCCUUGCGGUGUCAUCUAUUAAUAAGAUUCUCCUUCUUCUUGACC